AUGAAGAAAAGACGCAUCCAUCCUCCUAAAAAGAAUGUUCCUAAAUUUGUUGACUUUCCAGACGAAAUAUGGCUUCAGAUAUUUAAGUCUUUAUCAACUUUUGAUCUUUUGAAGUUUCAAUUGUUAAACAAAAGGAUGAAUAAUCUAAGCAACAAAAUAUUAUGGCAUUCGAUCUAUGUUUAUCAUGGGUCAGAUAGUCGUGCAGGAACGCGCUGGCAAAACCAUGCAUGGAUGAGUAUGGCCUCAUUUUUGCAUUUGUCAAGAGGUAGAAAGCUCAAGCUGCAGUUUAUGAGGCAAUUGACCUUUCAUAAUUCGGACUACAUGUCGUCAAGAUGGCUAGGUAGGUUAGCUUACGAACUUAUUAAGUGUUCAAUAAGCUUUUCAAAGCUCACUCAUUUCACGUACCCAACCAAGCAUGUUUGGACAAAUGUUGGUCACUUUUACGUAUCAGCCAAAAGUCAAAAGAUAGACGAAUUGCCAGAUAUUCAUCUGAUCAAGAGUUUAAGAAUUGACGGGGUAGAUGAAGAGUUCUAUCGAGAUUGGUUACCACGUUUUACCCUGCUAAAGUCCCUCUAUAUUGAUCAACCUAAACCGUUCAAAGUGAAGAAAAAGCUUCGUUUAAAAAAUCUAUUUCUAGGGAAUUCUAGUGCUGAGUCCAUAAUUUAUGAUAUGGUACCAAAUUUUGACUUUCUGGAAUUGGAAUCAUUACUGAUUCGAACACACCCUCGAAAUUGGAGGCGGCUUAGUCAGGGACUAUUCUCAAUCAAGGUGAUUGAGCUUGAGGACACAAUAAAGCAUUUGCCGUAUUACUCUCUAGAAGAGGUCCAUUACCUUAAGGAUAUCCCGAAAACGGACUUGCAGUUCUUACUCUACCAUCCAAUAAUAUAUUUAUCAGUAAAUAGUCCUUCGAAUCCCGAUCCAUCCAAGAUGACACUAGUGAAUAAAAUUCCCACUUUAAGAAAAUUGAAGUUAGGCAAUAACAGAUAUAGAGUUGAUCGAUCAAGCGGUGAUAUUCGAUACAUUAAAGUGAAAACAAACUAUGAUUUCGAGUAA
Hemisphaericaspora subhashii is the source of this 1053-nucleotide messenger RNA. RefSeq lists its product as uncharacterized. The coding region runs from base 1 to 1053 and encodes 350 amino acids. The transcript has a single exon. Lineage: Eukaryota; Fungi; Ascomycota; Pichiomycetes; Serinales; Debaryomycetaceae. Gene Ontology annotation, molecular function: protein binding. The record is from RefSeq and is a predicted model, not a curated record.